This is a messenger RNA of Haliotis rufescens (red abalone), 4986 nucleotides long. RefSeq names its product actophorin-like. Gene Ontology annotation, cellular component: actin cytoskeleton; cytoplasm. NCBI's taxonomy places the organism in Eukaryota, Metazoa, Mollusca, Gastropoda, Lepetellida, Haliotidae. Bases 274 to 708 code for a protein of 144 amino acids. The transcript is spliced from 4 exons. Gene Ontology annotation, molecular function: actin filament binding. Gene Ontology annotation, biological process: actin filament depolymerization. The record is from RefSeq and is a predicted model, not a curated record.
CAAGUAUGUUCUGCCUCGCAAUCCGAGACAGUAAAUAGUUCGCAGUGCGCAUUGAGCCUACAGGUUAUAUCUAGUGGUUCAUGAACGUCUACUAGAGAGGGAUUGUCGCGUACAGGAAAAGUAGACCCAUAAAUGAGUUUGUGUCUAUUUUUACAAGGAUACGGCUGAUUCUCUCGUUAACGGUUGAUGUAUUUCUCCGCCUUACCUGAGCAAGAGCAACGACGAUAAGCGAAAGUAUUUGGAACACCUUGGAAUUAUUAUACUAUUUCAACCAUGGCGAUGAGCGGCGUUGCGGUGAACGAGGAGUGCGUCACGGUGUUCGAGCACCUGAAGAUGGGCCGUCAGUUCCUCUACAUCAUCUACAGGGUCACUGACGACCUUCGAACUAUCAAGGUGGAGGAGAUCGGUUCCCACUAUCAAACAUACGAGGACUUUGUGCAGAGACUGAAAGAUGCUGAGUCCAAGAGGCAAUGCCGGUAUGCAGUGUUUGAUGUCAAGUUCUACCAGAACGCCAUGCCGCAGCAGAGACUGGCCUUCUUCCUCUGGAGUCCGGACACAGCGACGACCCAGCAGAAGAUGUUGUAUUCCUCCAGUAAGAUGACGUUGUUGAAGAAGUUGGAGGGCAUCCCCGUUGUCCUGCAGUGCAACGACGAGGACGACCUCUCCAUGUGCAACGUUCUAGACAGAUGCAUCAGCAAGUACAAAUGAUCAAAACCAUCACUUCGCAUUUUCUAAAAUGGCGCUGACCAAGGGUUGGACGCGUUGCCAUGGUAGCUCGCACAUGACACAACACAAUAGUACGUCAAUGAAUGUCACGAUCUUAAGUGACGUGUGCACCAUGGAGUGUUUCGGAUUUCGAUGAUUCCCGGGUGUAUCUGAGCCGGUAGUGACGUCAGCAACAUUCAGACAUCUAGGAAUAUACCCUUUAGCCCGCGCACAACUGUAGUGGAUACGACAUUCCAAUAACGUCAGCUUCUUAGCCAGCUUACCACACGUAUGCAAGCCUUUCCUUACUGGAGCCAGUGCGCCUUUUCAAAGAUGACACCAUAGAAACGAACAGAGCUAGAACAGAGCUAGAUACAUCAAGAGCGGAGGCAGCUUCUUAAAAAAGGAUGGGUGAAGUUUGUGAUCACAAGCUGAGCGAUGGAAGCAAAUAUUCCGCGAAGCAUCUUGGGAAGUAUGUUUGGUAAACCCGUUCUUUGUGUUAAAAAACCCAAAUCACCAAAUGAAUUUGUCAUAGUGUUGUCAUGUGCGUUACAGUUAGUAUGCCGGUCGCCUGUAAAACUUGUAUCAGUAUUGAGCAUGCGUCAAAAAAGGGGGUGGGGAUGCAGCUCCCCAUGGACCCUCCGGUUCCGUUGAUGUAGAUACAGGGAAGGAAAUGGAACUAGUGUAGGGCAUGGUGCCUACUGAAUAUACACGCCUGCUUCGCCAUCAGGAAUUCACAAGGAUGUAGGCAUAGACCCGGAUAUUGAUAUGGCCAGAAGUCGACGUCAGCUGCAUCUGUGUAGAUGACAAUAGGGGUCAGUGAUCUCCUUGGGCUGAAACACGUGCACGUGUAGUACCUGGGCCACGGCGUUUCGUGGGGGAGUACCUGUGCAGGAAUACUUCUUCUCCACUCAAUUGGUAACAUAUUGCAUUAGUGACUGAGCAAGAAACAAGCCGUUCCAAACCACUCUCGUGGCACGACCCCUGAUGGGCCCCUGUGGUACGUCCACAAUGAGGGUCUGACCAAACAAACAUCCACCCCACCCCUCCGCCCCCAACUCCACCCUACCCCACGAUUAUUGAAUGGUAGUAGUCAGUCCCUUAUAUAGAAAAGCCUGACCGUAACUUGAGCUUCAUUGGGAAUAAAUCCUGUCUGUAUCAAGUAAGUGAAUCAGCAGACCUCGGCUAAUUGGUGGCGGCAGUUAAAUGUAUCCUGAGCGGCAUACGUUUUCUCGUGGCCAGAAAUAACUUAACGCGACUAGUUAUAUGUCCAGUCUCACCUGCCAGGUUGUUUUGUACGAGCUGCACCACGUGGUAUUGGCGUCCUGGAACCUCAAUCUCAUUAAAAUCAGACCUUAGUUCUCGCUACCGCUAAACAAAGAUCUGAGGACAUCCCAUUACGGGUCACGUCAGACCGACCUUGCGCGAACUUUGACCGACCAACAGAAUGACCAAUCAGAAGGCAGCUUUCUCGUGCUUUACGGCACUAAUUUCAAAUUGGCGACUACGCUUCGAAACAUAUUUGGACAAAUUCUCGAUUACAAAUUUGCAACCUAAACAAAAGUACAUUCUAGAAUGCUAAUAGAUGGUCUAGAUUGUAUAGAUUCAGUCGUUAAACCUGUAACUAUCGUUCGGAAUACCCCGAGUUAAAGUUUUCGAAGUUGUAUGCUUAGAAAUCACAUUCCGACAGUCACUUUCAUGAUCUGGUAAGCGAUGCUCUCAUUGGUCGGAUAAAAGGUCGUUCUGACGUGACCCCUAAUUGGAUGUCUUCAGAUCUUUGUUUAGCGGUAGCGAGAACUAAGGUCUGAUUUUAAUGAGUUUGCCUGGAACCAGGACCUGUCAGUGCGUGCUUCAUGGUAUUGAUGGUACAUGUUGGAGCGCUCUUCCAUAAUCAUAUGUUGUGUAAUCUAUAUAUCCAGGUAGAGAUGUUAGCUUAGACAAAUACUGUUGUAUAUCUGAAAAGUUCAUAAUUGAAGCUACUCUACGCAUAAUGCGUACUUGUACAAUGUCCAUGAAGAUCAAAAGAGUAAGUUAGCUCGUUCCCGAAGAACUGGACCCUGAAGUGCACUAGAACAGCAGCAGACGGAUGGUUUUCGUAAGAGACUUAUUUUGAAACAGUGUAAAUAACAUGAUAUAUUCAGUAACAUUUAGAAUGUCGAGAAGUCAUUAACAUUGGUCGUCAUGGUUGUCAUGGUAGCACCAUUUUGACGUCAAGAUCACGGCAAUGAAGGUCUUCCGGUACCAUUGACCUUGCCCUGUAUGGUUCAAGGUCACAGAGCUUCAACUACCUAUCCCUGCAAUCUCAUCAAAAUCAGAGGUUUUACUCCGAUACGAUACCUCUCUGUGUGAAGAUCUUAGGAAACCUCAGUAGAAGGUAGCGUCAGGUGAAUGUCGGCUUCAUUUUUUACGCUUCCUCUCUUCAGAAGUUUGAUUUGUAUAAAUGAAAACCCACACAAAACACAAUUAUUCCUUCGAUGGUACUCCCUUUCGGGUCUAGAUGCCAUGGCGUUCAGAAACGACAGGGUAUUUAAAAUAUCAACAACAAUAUGAUGGCGCAGCCUUAUUUAUUUCAUUCGGUACUUGCUCUAUUGGUUCGUUUUGUAUAUACAGACAUCAGAUAUGCCGGUCGAAAUGCGUCGCUUACUCGUUUCGAGAACUUAAGCCUUGACUCUGAUUGGCUGAUUAGGAAGUUGGCCUGACAUCAGAUCAUCUAGCAUAUAGGUAUCGUAUGAGAGUAAAUGAUCAGAUUUUAAGGAGAUUGACUAUCUGCAACCCCUCGCCUGGUGAACGCAUACCGAGACGGUUCGUUAAACCAAUAGGUGGUGCUAGUCAGACUAACCUGAUUAUUCCAGACCAAUUUGAUAACUUGUUACACAGAACCAUCUGCCACCAUUAGACAUAUUCCAAACAAACGAACGAAAUUGUAAAGGUAAUUAAUCAGGCCCAGUAACUUUUUUUCUCAAGAUGUAUAGUUACAUUAACAGUUGACUGUGUCUGUACGCUCCAGUAAAGACAUCACUUGAUACAAUUACCAACCCCUCUCCAGACGAACUCUUUGUCCCGUAAAGUAUUUAUGUUUGAUAAAAACAAACUGAAAAGGAGCCGCAGUGAGAUGGGAGAUUCAGUAAACCUAGACUUGCUUCAUUUAGUAUUUUAGCAUUACAUAUAAAGAGCUUGGCGGAAGGGGAAAUAAUAUGGUUCAGGGUCUGUGAACUCCAUGAAACAAAUUGGCCUGGCAACAAAAUCAGUAUUUCGAAAUGUUUUACAAAUCUUAUGAAACAUUUGGAAAUUCCGAUGCAACUGCAAUGUUUGUAGUGACAAGGCCAAUGGCGGGCUUUAGUUCAACACUUUAGACACUUAUCGACGUUUUAGAUCAUUGCUACAACUGAAUGACACACGCACACACACAAUGCAUUCUGCGAUACACCUAAAAACCACGGGAUGCAGCGCGAGUCUAUAGACACGAGCCUCUUGUGGGCGCCCGCCUGGUGUGGCGACCGAGAAUAAUCAUAUUAAAAAAGAUAUCAUAUUUCAUCUGCACAGUAUAUCGCAUAUAGUUCAUGUGCAUAGAUGUGAAUAUGAAGAAUAUUUUUGGUUGUUUACUGUGUCGCCCUAUAUAGACAUGUACCCACGCUGCCAGCAUGACUGUUAGUAUCUGCUGUCGUGUGAAUAAACCUGUAAAUACACCGACUCAGUUCGAAAAACAACACUGAAAAUACAAUAUGUUUGCAAUUUAUUAAUUCUAAGGCAAAAUCUGAACAUGUGUUUCUUUUAGAACAUGCACAUAUUUUUGUGCAUUUGGCCCCGUCCGGAAAUAUAGACAUCACUGUCAAUGCAGCUGAUGCUGCAGUCGGAUUGGAUCGCCGCCGUUUUAUGUCGUCUUCUUAUGUUGAUGUUGUAUGGGCAUUUUGUGGAUAUAUUACAAUAUUAAUGCUAACUAACGAAGUGAUUAGUGACUGGUGUACGACAUAACUGCAUGUAGAGUCCGUGACCCUGUAUAUCCCAUGAUCCUCCCCUGUCUGUGUUAUGUAUUUGGUAAGAUGUGGUGCGUAUUGUUUGUGAACAUUCGUCAGCUGGACCCACUUGCACAAAGCGAUCUUAGCGCUAAGAUGAUCGUAACUCCCAUACUUUAACAUAGGCUUACAAUAGUCUUAGCGCUAAGAUCGCUUUGUGCAAGUGGGCCCUAUAUAUUAUGCUGCUAUUUAUAGAGCGACAUUUUACCAAUGUUUGACAUAUUUUGUACAUCAUUUUCUUUUGAAUACAAGCGUCAUUAUCCUCACA